GACUUUGGAACUUUUUGCAGUCCCAUAAUCUCUCAAUUCAUAAAUUUCCACCAAGGGCAAGCCAGGCUUGUGUUCUCUUUCUUCCUCCCUUCUCUCCUUCCUUGCAUUCUGUUUACUGUUAGUUUAGAGCAGCAUUCAUUUCCUAAACUGAGAUGGCAAAAAACUCUGGCAAUGAUGGAUUGGAGUCCCUAAAAUACAAGACAUGGGUGUUGAAAGUCUUCAUCCAUUGUGAAGGUUGCAAGAAGAAAGUCAAGAAAAUUCUUCAGAGCAUUGAUGGUGUCUAUGGAACUACCAUUGAUGCUCAGCAGCAUAAAGUUAGUUUCACUGGGAAUGUUGAUCCCGAAACAGUAAUCAAGAAGCUGGUGAAAAUGGGGAAACAUGCAGAGGUUUGGCAAGCAGAAGAGUUUGGCAAUCAAGAGAAAAAACCUAGCAAGUCGAAGAAAAACAAGGGCCAACAGGAAAGCAAAGAUGCUGAUGAUGCUAGCAACAAUGAGGAGAAAACUUCGGUAGUGAAAACUGAAAGUACUAUUAAAGAUGGCAGCAAAGGCAAGGUAAAUCGGGAAGGUCAACCAGAGGACAUUUCUAGCAGUGUUAAGGAACCUAUGGUGGAGGGAAAAGGUAGCUCUGGUGGCAUUGGCAGCAAAAAGAAGAAAGGACAGAGCAAUAAUGCAACCAAAGGGGGAGCUGAAAAAGGUGGCAAUAGCGAUGGGUCUCCUUUAUCUGCUCCCCGAAUGGACAUACCGAGUGGAAUGAAAGAUCCCAGCCUGCUGUGCCAGCAAAUCCACCCAUAUCCUCAGGUUUACCAUCCAAUCCCAGAGUAUGGAAUGAGUUACAACACGGCGUAUCCUAGUACUAGUAACUCUUCAUAUUAUGAUCCCGAUAUGCAACCUUAUCCUUAUUCCCAUUACUAUGCACCGCCUCGCCCACCGUCUGAUCCAAUCACAACUGUGAAUGAUCACAGUGACUAUGAUUAUGAUGAUGCCGAUGAAAGUGGAUGCACAGUCAUGUAACCCAACCUAAGUAAUCAAGGGUUUAAAGUUAAGUUAUUGUGUGUGGGGAAAAAAAAAAGAAGCUACCAGUACUGCUUGCUUUUAGUUGUAUGUAGGACCAAGGUAUAAUAUGGCUUUUCCUUCACCUGUAUGUGUAAUAAAGUUGUUUUUUGUUGGUGA
Messenger RNA from Ipomoea nil (Japanese morning glory), 1169 nucleotides. RefSeq names its product heavy metal-associated isoprenylated plant protein 36-like. Bases 153 to 1010 code for a protein of 285 amino acids. Gene Ontology annotation, molecular function: metal ion binding. NCBI's taxonomy places the organism in Eukaryota, Viridiplantae, Streptophyta, Magnoliopsida, Solanales, Convolvulaceae. The transcript has 3 exons. The record is from RefSeq and is a predicted model, not a curated record.